Maudiozyma barnettii is the source of this 3132-nucleotide messenger RNA. RefSeq names its product trehalose 6-phosphate synthase/phosphatase complex subunit (gene TPS3). The transcript has a single exon. The record is from RefSeq and is a predicted model, not a curated record. The coding region runs from base 1 to 3132 and encodes 1043 amino acids. Gene Ontology annotation, molecular function: catalytic activity. Gene Ontology annotation, cellular component: cytosol; alpha,alpha-trehalose-phosphate synthase complex (UDP-forming). Lineage: Eukaryota; Fungi; Ascomycota; Saccharomycetes; Saccharomycetales; Saccharomycetaceae. Gene Ontology annotation, biological process: trehalose biosynthetic process.
AUGACUUUACUGGUUGCAUCACUCUAUUUACCUUAUAAGCCUCAAUUUGAUGUGGAAAAUGUAGAGAAUAUUACAAAGGACCUGUUGAAGGAUAAGCAUGCAGAAGAAGAGAGCAAUACUAUCGAAAACAUUCGACCAAUUAAUAGAGUAAUUUCUCCAGUGGGAACUCCUUAUAGGGAAAAUGUAUUAAAUCCCGAUAAUUUAUCUCAGGAUUCAUUGAUUUUAAAUACUGAACACUUUAAAAGAAAUCAAUCAACUACGGCAAUCGAUAGGCAAGUAUCUUCCGAACAAGUUAUGGAAAGUUUGACAUCAAAUGCUCCUACUAAUAUUGGAUCACCACCUCCUAACCUUUAUCCAACUAAUUCAUCAGUAGAGAAUUUUUUUGGUAGCUCUACUAAUAUUACAAUGAAUAGAUCGGCUUCUCCUUCUAGAUCUUUACCACCACAACCUUUGAAAUCUUCAAUAUGUGAUGAUCCAACAGAAAGUUUACUGAAAAGUGUUAAUAAAUCGUUAUUAAAACAUAGUAUUCAAAAUAGACAAAAAACUGGACAGCAACAACAACCUUCUUUGAAAAGACUAAAUUCAACUUUAAAAUAUUCUUCUUCCAAAAUUGUACCUACUUCUUUACCACCUCAUAUACAACAAAUUGAUUCUGAUUUAGAUGAUAAUAAAAGUAUUAUGAAUGAAACAACAUAUGAUGUUCCACCAUUUGGUGGGAUUUCAAAUCAAGAUCCUACAUUAAAGGCUAAAAUAUUAGAUAAUUCACAUACGUUGUUUGAAGAUUUACCUUGUAAUUUAAUUCCAAAUGAUAUGAAAGGAAAUGGAUCCUUAAAAAAUGCAAUUAAUAGUUUUAUUACACAAAAUACAAUGAAAGAAUUUCCUGAUGAUCCUUUAGUAAAUCAUGUAUCUUGGAUUGGUACAAUGGGUAUUGCAACAGAUGAAUUGUCGGAGGAGACAAUUCACGGUAUUGUUUCUACUUAUAAUUAUGAUUUUAAUUGUUUCCCUGUAGUAACAGACGAUACUACAUUUAGAGGUUGUUAUAAAAAUUAUUGUAAACAAAUAUUAUGGCCUACUUUACAUUAUCAAAUUCCUGAUAAUCCUUUAUCAAAGGCCUUCGAGGAUCAUUCAUGGAAAUUUUAUCAAAGAGUAAAUCAAUUGUUUGCAGAAACACUUAUAGAACAAUAUAAACCUGGUGAUACAAUAUGGAUUCAUGAUUAUCAUUUAAUGUUAGUACCAAGGAUGGUUAGAAAUAAGUUACCAACUGCUAAAAUUGGGUUUUUCCUUCAUAUUUCUUUUCCUAGUAGUGAAGUUUUUAGAUGUUUAGCUCAUAGAGAAGACAUACUCGAUGGUCUAUUAGGUGCAAAUUUUAUUGGUUUCCAAGUUAAAGAAUAUUUAAAACAUUUUAUUCAAACAUGUAGUAGACUAUUAAUGGCAGAUACUAUAGAAAAUGAUACUGUGAUUGAAUAUCAAGGAAAUUUUAUUAAAAUUGGGAAUAUCCCAAUAGGGAUAGAUGCAUUAGAUCUACAAUUGCAAUUAUUUAAAGAUGAAACAGUUAAAGAAUGGAGAAAUGCCAUUAGAGAACGUUGGAAUGAUACAAAAUUAAUUGUCUCUAGAGAUCAAUUUGAUAGAGUAAGAGGAUUAGUACAAAAAUUGACUGCGUUUGAGAAAUUCUUAUUAGAUAAUCCCAAAUAUAUUGGCGAAGUCUCUUUAAUUCAAAUAUGUAUUGGAUCCUCCAAUGACGAAAAUCUGAAGAAACAGAUCGCAAUUAUUGGUGAUCGUAUCAAUGAACUUACAGUAUCUAUUGGCGAUACACCACCGGUAGUAUUCUUAUAUCAAGAUCUUUCAUAUGAACAGUAUUUAGCUUUAAAUUCUGAAGCUGAUUUAUUUUGGGUGAAUUCACAAAGAGAAGGUAUGAACUUAUCAUGUCAUGAAUUUAUUGCUUCAUCAUUAGAGAAAAAUGCACCAUUAUUAUUAUCAGAAUUCACCGGUAGUGCCUCAGAAUUAGCAGAUGGUUCGUUAAUAAUCAACCCAUGGGAUAUUAAGUGUGUCUCUGAAGCAAUUAAGAGAGGAAUUCAAUUACCCAACAUUGAAAAACGAUCCAAUUGGAAAAAUCUGUUGAAAACAAUUAUUGUUUAUGAUUCCGAUAAUUGGAUCAAAAGAAAUUUAAAUUCAAUUAAUAUGUCUUGGAAGGCUAAUGAGGAAAGAUCUACAUUGUUUAAGAUGAAUUUGACUUCUUUGCAAACUCAAUAUAACAAAUCUGAAAAGAGAUUUUUUAUUUUAAAAAUUUCAAAACCACCAUUAGCAAGAACUUUAGAUAUUUUAAACGAGUUAGCAUCAGAUAAGGCAAAUAUUGUAUUUGUUUUAAGCUCAUUUUCAAAAUCUGUGUUAGAAAUUCUUUACAAUAGGUCACCCAAUGUUGGAUUACUAGCAGAAAACGGUGCAUAUAUCAGAAUAGAUGAUAAUUGGUACAAUAUGGCUGAUCAAAUUGAUUGGAGAACUGAUGUAAUCAAAAUCUUUGAUGAUAAAAUGGAAAGAUUACCAGGGUCAUAUUACAAAGUUUCAGAUUCCUUGGUGAAAUUUCAUACUGAAAAUGCAAUUGAUAAAGAACGUGUUAAAGGAACAAUUGGUGAUAUUAUUACACAUAUAAACUCAACUUUUCAAGAUAAAGACGUUCAUGCCUAUGUUCUUAACGAUAUCAUUUACGUGCAACAAAAAGGGUUGGCAGUCCAAGCUUUACAAUUUCUAUUAAAUUUUUACAAUAGUGCUACUAUGAAUAAUGAAACUAAUAACAACACCAAUGAAACUAAUAAUGUUAGUAGUGUUGCUGCAAAUUUUAAGAAAUUACUGUCACACACAACAAAGAUCACUCAACCAAAAACAGACACAGAGACUAAGAGCGAUAACUCAGGCAAGAUGUCAAUGAUACCAAUAGAUUUCAUGCUAGUUGCUGGCUCUUCAUCCCCCAUUUUAGAACCUAUUUUUAAUGUAAUAAACAAAUGUAGUAAAAAUGGCGAUUUCAAGUUUGGACAUACCAUUACCUACGGUAGAGGUUCUGUUUCCACAUUUGCAAAGGAACAUAUUACUGGUCUUAAUGAAUUGUUGAAUUCCUUGUCCCGAAUAUCUAAUUCUUAA